Molecule: messenger RNA, 1377 nt
Organism: Phaeoacremonium minimum UCRPA7
Lineage: Eukaryota; Fungi; Ascomycota; Sordariomycetes; Togniniales; Togniniaceae
Product: putative isotrichodermin c-15 hydroxylase protein
Exons: 2
Coding region: 1-1377 (458 amino acids)
Molecular function (GO): oxidoreductase activity, acting on paired donors, with incorporation or reduction of molecular oxygen; monooxygenase activity; iron ion binding
Source: RefSeq, a predicted model, not a curated record
AUGACUUAUGGACGCACAGGGAAAACCGUCCGCUUUGGACCCGACAAUGUCUCAUUCAACUCGGCCGCCGCGCUCAAGGACAUCUACGGCUUCAGAUCUAACGUGCGCAAGGCCGAGUUCUACGAUGCAUUCGUGCAUCCUAUACCUAACACACACAAUACGCGUGACAAGGAACAGCAUGCGCGCAAGCGCCGCGUGCUGAGCCAGGCAUUCUCGGAUUCUGCCAUCAAGGAGAUGGAGCGAUACAUCCUCGGCAACGUACGGACUUUCUGUGAUCAAAUCGGCGCAGGCAUGCCAGGCGAAAAGGGCUGGACGACACCUAAGUGCAUGGCUGACUGGUGUAAUUAUCUUGCGAUGGAUAUCCUUGGUGAUUUGUGCUUUGGCAAGGCCUUCCACAUGCUGGAGAGGGAGGACAACCGCUAUGCCAUUGACUUGGUGGGCGUGGCUGCACAGCGGCACUUGAUCUGCGGGACCAUGCCUAUUGUCAAUAAGCUAUCGUUAGACAAGAUCCUGUUCCGCAAGAUCGCAGCUGGUCGGGCUCGCUACAUGGCAUACAGCCGCGGUCAGUUGACAGAGCGUACCAAAUUGGGCGACGAUACUGACCGCCGAGAUUUCUUCUACCACCUUCUUAAGGCGAAAGACCCGGAGACUGGACUCGGUUUCGGCACUCCUGAGCUUUGGGGCGAGUCUAACUUAUUGAUCAUCGCCGGUUCCGACACCACGAGUACUGCCAUGGCCGCUACCCUGUUUUACUUGGUGCGCUCGCCAGCUUCUCUGGCAAAAGUCAUCGAGGAAGUCCGCAGCAAGUUUGACUCUGUCGAGGAUAUUUACCAAGGCCCCGCUCUGCAGGGCUGCACCUACCUGCGGGCCUGCAUCGACGAGGCCAUGCGUCUCAGCCCCAGCGUCGGCGGCCUUCUGCCCCGCGAGGUGCUGUCCGGCGGUACGACCAUCGACGGCGAGUUCAUCCCCGCAGGCAUGGUGGUCGGCACGCCGCACUACGCCAUCCACCACAACUCGGCGUACUACCCGGACCCAUUCAGCUUUAUCCCGGAGCGGUGGAUCGCGACAUCCUCGGCGCCGGAGAAGGCCGUGACGGAGGCGGACGUGGCUGCGGCGCAGUCGGCGUUCUGCCCCUUCUCGAUCGGCCCGCGAGGCUGCAUCGGCAAAGGGCUGGCGUACGUGGAGAUGACGACGACGCUUGCCCGCGUGCUAUUCAUGUAUGACCUGCGGAGAGCGGUUGGGGUCUCGGACCCGGCGGAGGGCAGGCCCGGCGCGGAGUGGGGAAGAGAAAAGCCUGGGGAGAUGCAGCUGGUGGAUACGUUCACGAGCCUGAAGGACGGAGUGAUGGUAGAGUUCAGGAAAAGAGACGCCAACUAA